This is a messenger RNA of Candidozyma duobushaemuli, 2379 nucleotides long. RefSeq lists its product as uncharacterized. Gene Ontology annotation, cellular component: DNA replication preinitiation complex. The record is from RefSeq and is a predicted model, not a curated record. The transcript has a single exon. NCBI's taxonomy places the organism in Eukaryota, Fungi, Ascomycota, Pichiomycetes, Serinales, Metschnikowiaceae. Bases 1 to 2379 code for a protein of 792 amino acids. Gene Ontology annotation, biological process: DNA replication initiation.
AUGGAUGAUGGUGAUUUUACUUCAGAACCCAUCAAAGCUACUAAUGACAUCAUAUUAAAGCUGCUGACGGGUGAACCUCAGCUUACCAUCACAAUCCUACGAUCAACAGGAACCCCAAGCAUCCACACAUUACUUCAAGACGAUAUUCUACAUCGCAGAACCAUCUUCAGCAAGCAAUUGAGUAAACUCAGUGAAUCAAAUAAUGCAUAUAUCGUACAAACUAUAGAUCAAUUCAAAACUCCACGCACGGGGCUACUACAGAAAUGUCUCCCCUUCGCCCACGCAUACGAGCUCUUCGUCUUUUCACGACCUGAAACGAGCCAGAGACUCACGUCUACCUCAGCAAUUCCACCAGCAUGUCGCAAUCAGGACGAGUUUCUAGAAGACUGGAAGAUCCUUCCGAAUGAUAAUGUCAACACGGGCCAAACCCUAUCCAACUUUUCCAUGAGACCUCCCCCAGCAUACCUUUCACCUAUGAGCGACCGUAAUGCUGUCAUUACUCAAUUAUCACCUCAAAGCGAGACAGACCCUAUCAACUUCCUCAAAUCAAGAUACUUCAGCAUCCUAUAUUCGUUGUCUACUCCUUUAACCUAUUUUCCCAAAUCCACGCUAACACGGCUUCGUGUGAUGUGUGAUGGAAAGAAAGAGCUCAUGGAGCAAAGUCUAGCUGCAGUUUAUCUUAGCCCUGAAAGUUUGAACGAGAGGCAUAGACUACGGUACGGACUCGAUGUAUUGAUUGGGAAAGAUUCUGAGACCAUGGAGAUCAACAAGUAUGAAGCAGAAAACCAAAAGUUACUUCUUCAGAAACACUUCACCUUUAGCAUGUCAGACGAAGCUAGAAACAGAGUUAUUUUUGAUUUGAAGAGAAGGGAAGCGCAGCUACAGAUCUUGCUCGUGAUGCAGCUUCUACUAACCUGGGAGGUUGACGAAGCGUCAUUCCUAGCUUCGAACGCGAAAUUGCAAGAGAAGAUGAACAGAAAGGUAACCAAAAAAUCGCUUGUCAGACGAAAAUCAAAGACCAAGAAGAUUACCCCGACUCUUUUAGGGGUUGGAAUACAUGAAAAGACAGAAGAUCCGGAUCAGAAAAAGAAUCACAUCACUCACUUCGGACUUUACGCGUCUCUUGUUGCGCUUGUUGACCAAAUGAGUAUUUGGGAUGUCCUUACUGGAAAAUUGAAGAAUAAAAAAGACGAGAGCAUUUAUGGCUUUUUAGCUUAUGUUUUCGUGCCCUUUUUUAACACCAAGCUCCCUAAAAUCGUCAAGUUCGUCAUAGAGAAGGUAAGAGAGCUGAGGCCCACAUUCAAGCUGUCCAAGCUCAAGACAUCUACUUCAAAAUCUGUCAGUGGAUCAGAGGCCGGUAGUCCGCCAAGCACAGACGAGGUAGCACCCAAAGAGACUAAAAAGGCCUCAAGAUUCAACAAGAAGCUAUUGACAGAAAAGCAAAAGCCCUUCCUCCGGAGGUCCAAAACUUCAGCGAGUGAGAAGGAUGAGCCCGCAUUCUCGCUUAAGCGGUCAAAAUCUAAUUUGGGCUCUAAGAAUUUGAAGCGCAGGCAGGUUGACAUGUCUCUCAAUAAACCUGACGAUCAAGACGUGGCCGAAAAAGCUACCUCCUUUAUAUUUGGAGAUGCCCGGAAGGUCAAAAACCACUCUGUUUCAAUGGGCAUGCUUUCAAAGAAUGAGUCGAAUGAAAUACCUGACGAGCCAAUCAAACUUAUUCAGGCUACACCUUCUACGAAGAGAAUCUCCAAUAUCAUUCUCGAAACUCCUCAAAAUUCGGAAGCAAAACGGAAGGAUUUUGUUGUUCCAGACUCUACAAAGAGAGUGUCGUUGGUGCAGCAGAAACUCUCACUACUAGCAGCGCCAUCAUUACCGGAUGUGAAAAUUGUGAGCUCUCCCAUCCAUACUUCAUCUGAAAAAUCCCCAGUUCUAUUCCUGCAACAUGCCACCGCUCAAACCAAUAACAGCACUUCGUCUGUGAUAGAGUCAUCACCUAUUCAACCAGAAACCACAUUGCCAGCGAGGAAAGCUAAAAUGACGGAUUUCAAGAACCCUUUCACACAAGCUACACUUCAAGGUUCUCCAGGACGUCCACCCCAAGAGUAUAAAAAAGCACUCAGAACUGUGCUGUUGCCCUCUAAAUCAGAUAACUCUCCCGAAAUCUUCAUGCCGAUCACGAAACCAGCCAGCAGGGCUGAUGGAUCGUUGCUCAAAGCUGGCAAUUCGAUGAAGGCGCCUUCUAUCGAGCCUUCGAAAAGUGGAGACACCGACGUCGAUUCUGAUCCAAACCAAGAAUCUGAUUCAGAUUCCGAUUUUGAAAAAUUGCUAGCAAGCACUUCAAACCGUACAGUCAAAACCUACGUCAGACCCAAAAGAAGAUAA